CCUGCCUCCCCCCUAUCCUGGGUGGGUCCUCCCUCUAACGAGCUCCUGCCCUCCAACAGACCACUGCCAGGGCCCCACCGGGCCCACUGGGGCCAUCUCGGCCCCCCCCAACCACCAUGUCCCCUUCAGGCAUAUAGUCCCUGUCGUCCCACCAUCAGAGGGCUCAUUAGAGGGAGGUGUGGGUGCUGUCUCACAGGACCCUCAGUACAAAGGGGAAGACUCUUGCUUGGGAUCUCAGGGAGUGUGGGAUGGAGCAGGAGUGGGAGCACACCUGAGCUCCUGUGGCCACAGAAUGGGCACCCAGCACCUUGUGUGUGGGGUGACUUCUUGGAGGGGGGCUGUCAGAGAGGUGGCCAGUGAGGGGGUGAAUGGACACCUCAGGCUGGAGGCUGCAGACUCUCCCGGUAUCUGGCCUGGAUGUAUGGGGACUGGAGGGGGACUCUGGGCCCCCCGUGGGGAGAAAGGAGCUGGGGCUGGGCCUGGGGCCCUAGGAGAGCUGAGGAUGCCGAGGCUACUCUAAGGGCCAGAUUCAGUACAGGGAGCUAACUCUCCACUCUACCAGUUCCUGCCCACAUCCUGCCCCUGGGGCUGAGAGCAGCAGCCUCUGGAGGGGCAGUGGGGGAGGGGGACCACUGGAUGCCUGCUCGGUGCUUUGGGCGCAGCCUGUGCCAUGCUCCUGAGGUUGUCCUGAAGGGAGAGAAGGAGAAAAGGAAGGGGCCCUAGUGCUCCGUGGUUGCUCACCUCCAGGCAGCCCUGGAAGACACUGGCCCCACUCCAGUUGAUGCAUUUGGAGAGGGCCUUGGUAGGCCCCAGGACCCCUGGGGUUCUGGGAGGCUUGUUCCCAUGCCCCCGGCCACUCCGAAGACCAGUCAUGGCAGAGCCAGCUGUGGGCUUGGGGUUGAGAGGCGGAGCCGAGCUGCCUGUCCCACUGUUUCUUCUUUGCUUGUUGCCCUCUCCACGCUGACGGAGCUCCCGUGAGACAGGUGUUGCUACUUCUCGUCUACCUUCAGGGUCUCUCAGCUGGAUCUCCUCCUGGGCUUUGUGCGUUUGCGAAGUUGCUGUGCUCAUUCCUCAGUGCUGAUCAUUCCCCCUCAGAGCCCCGGUCGUCUGCAACUGUGUGCACGCCCGAAGUGCAUCACGUGGAUUGUGCUCUGCCUCAGGCCCUUUAUUUUUCAUUGCAGGGAUUUUUUAUUAUUUCUUGUUCAUUCAUCCGUUCUUGUUUCAUCUCUAUCCGUCGAGUCGUUCGUUCUCGUUCUUGCUUGUGGAUGCUAUUCCUUUUCUCGUCUCUUUAAAGAUCCUAAAUGUCUUUGAAAAGCAUUAUGAGAUUAUUACCUUCAUGUCUUCCCGAAUGAAUGAAUCUCCGUAGUUUGGGUGCUGUUGCUUAUCUUAGCUUGAGUUUUUCUCCUGUGCUUCGCAAUUGCGGUUUGCGGGCUCAUCAUAAGUGGGACCUGAGGCCCUGGAGACGGGGAGUGACCGUACACUUGGGGAGCAGCUGGCUCUCAGCAGUCUCCUGGGACAGUUCCUCCUUCAAGGCCCCCUUCUAGAAGCUCAGGACCCUUCUGGGGCCAGGCUCAGCAGCAUGAGGCACAGAGCUCCCUGUGAUGCAGCAGCUGGGAUGCUGCUUGGCCCAGAGUAGGCGCUGGUGUAACGUUUGCUGUGAGAAAGUGAUGGUAAGAGUCUCGGGCCAGGAUUCUGGAGCCCAGGACUGCGCUGAGCAUGGUUAUGCCGGGUCCGAGUCCUGACACUGGGCCUGGUCUGUUGCGCUGUGCCGCACCCAGGGACAAAGGUAUGGGGUCCUGCCUAGAAGCUAGCAGGCACCUCCGUCCAGCAGACUCUGGGAACACAGACGCCAUCUACGCAUGUGUACAGAAAGCCUUGCUAGUGUGACUUACAAUGAGCCAGAAGUGGGCCAGGAAGUAUGUGGGUUUUGAUUAAAUGGAGUUUUAAUUAAAGUGGCCAGGUUGGUGGGGGUGAGGAGGUAGGCUGGAAGAAGUAACAGUUAGUUCUGAUCUAUCCGGGGGGAAUCCUGCGGGGUUGUCCUCUCCAGGCUUAUCGUGCACGUGUCUCUAUUUUUGAUGGGACAGAUUCUGCCCUCUGCCCUGUCCCCAGUAAGGGAUAAUCAGGGGGAAAUAUUACAUUAUUACCAUUUAAUUUCCUUUCCUGGCUAGCAACAGAUGACUCAAGAAUUAAUUAGAUAGAGCCGACAGAAAGGGAUAGGAAAUUGCCAGACCCUGGCUCCACCCCUGUCCCUCUCCCCUUGGGCCUCAGACCUUCCUGUCGCGCUAGGAGGCCUCUGAAGGGAGGGAAGCCGCGAGGGGCCAGGAGGCCCCAGGAAAUCUUCCUGCUGCUGUGUUUUCCAUGAGCAUUUCCCUCAGCUCUAUUCCCCCCUUUCAUGCUCUUGGAAAGGCUGGGAGAGGUCGUUAACCUCUUUAGGACUUCGCUUCCUCAUCUCUAAAAUGGAGCUCAUGGGGCCAGUGAGAACAGAUGACCCCCUUGCCACCAUGCUCUCAUAUUGUGAGCUCCCAAGCAGGCCGCCCACGCUAAGAGGGUCUGGAGUAGAGUCCUGGCAUCCAGGGAGGGUGCAGGGCUCGGUGGCUCAGUGGUGGCCGGAGCCGAGUGACACAGGUUCUCUUGAGCUGUGUGUGCUACUUCACAUUUCUUGUCAAUGACACAUUAGUAGCUUGACAUUGGCUCCACUGGGAGCAUUUACACCACGAAAGCCUGACAAAGGUCGCAAGUCAGGGUGCCCCGACCCCCUGGGCUGUUUUGCCUAUCCAUGGCUGGGAAGCUCCCAACCUUCCCGCAGAAGAGCUCCAGUAGGAGGCUGUUCAGCCCUCUUCCUGCCUUGUCUGUCCCCUGGUGCCUUGGGUUGCACGGAUGUUCUCGGCUUGGGGCUGGCACUCUGGUUUGACAGAUGCCCAGGCUGCCUGUGGGGCCAGGCCAGUCUUACCCCAGGAUGUGCCGGCAGCAGCGGGAGGAGCCCGCAGGAAUGCUCUCAGAAGGGCAGAUGGGGAGCCAGAUGUGCAAAGAGGCAGCCUUUCAGGACCCAGCUGUAAGGGGCAUUAGGUCCUUGCAGGACUGAUAGGGGCAAGAGGAGCUGACCAGGAGGACCCGCUGCAUCCAGUGAGAGUGGGAGGGCACCGCAGGUACAGUGACUUCAGUGUCGUCAGGAAGAAUGUCGCUACUAGGUGCUGGUGACCAUGGGAGCCCAUAGCACAGAAGGUGGUAGGGAGGCCCUGAGGACUGGGGCUAUGCAGGCAGGUACUCGGGGCUGCCAGGAGAGCCUCACCAAACACAGGGCCGGGUUAGGCCCCUCAAAGGCCUUGCCAGUCCAGGCAUCCUGGCUCAUGGAGUCAGCCUGGCCUCCAGGACAGGUGCUGGUAGUGUGACCCCACCAGCAGUGCUCUGGGCAGUGGGGUAGGGCAGGCCGGCCUCAGCGCCGCAGAAAUGUGAUAUGUAUUUGGGUCAAGUGGACUGCCAGGGCUCCUGCCUCAUCCUCCCCCAGGAAGGACCCUCGGAAUCUUGACAGUGGUCUGGGGCCAAAUUAGGCUACUAGCCUGGGCUGGUCUGAUUGGCAGACGCUGCGGCACCUCUUGAUGCCAAGUCCCAUGGAGAGGCCAAAGUCGGGUGAGGAGGGUGGUGGGUGACGGUGAAGAGGGUAGAGCACAGACAGCAGGCGGCAGGGUCCCUGAGGCUUAGCGGGCCUGGCCAGACCCCACUGGACCGUGGCCUGCUGCCUCUGCUGCUGGGCCUGGGAGGCCCCGGAGUAGCAGGCAGUCUUGGGUCUGGCACUUCCCUUUGCCGAAUAAAAAUUGGACCCUGGACACCCAGCUUCUGCAGUUGGGGGUUCCCUGGUGAGUGCUGCUUCGGGCUCUAGGCCAGGGACACUCUGGGACCAGGGACAGUACCAGGAGACUUGGUCUCAUCGUCCUCUGCCACUGCCAUGCUUUGUGGGCAGCUGGCUGGCAAAUACCCUGUGUAUAGCGGGCACUUGGGAUUCAUUCAGGCCCCCUUGGUAGUGGGCCGCGCCGGGCCUGGGGAAGCCCACCGCGUCUGCCGCAGGCUGCGGGAGCCCUCCCUCUUCAGGGACUUCGCCUCCUCUUCUCUGUCCUGUUUCCUGGGGGUGGGUGUUCUGUUCCAGCCUCCCGGUAGGCGCAGGGACCAGCCCUCAGGUGCAGUCCGGCGCACUGGAGUUAGGAGACUUGUGUUUCUCUGUUGCAGCCCCCUGUCACCUCCUGGAUGGGGCGGGGGGAGCCUGGCCCUGGGAACAUGGGAAGGGACCAUGAAUCACCUUCUCCCAAGGUUCCCAGGCCUGCUCUAUCCCUUGUGUCCUGGAGGAGUGAAAGAGGACACACUCUCCCGAGUCACGUGUGGGCGGAGGAAAGGCAGGUUCCAGCCUCUUGUCCCCAUGCAGGCAGGAGCUGCGGCCUGCGCGCACCUGGGGCCCCGGGAGGGGCCCGGGACAGGAGGAGGGGGUGGAUUUGGCAUGAGGGGACGCCACGAGGCAACACCUAUGAGUGUGACAGGUGGGGGCAAAGGCAGUGGGGAGCAGCCCCCAGGCCGAUAGGGGGAGAUGGAAACCAUUUCACAAGCUCAAGGGAACCCUGGGGGUUUGGACUGGGGGAGCCCAAGACCUCGAAUUCUGCCUGUGCUUCUGCGGGGUUUAAUUCCUUACACCUCUCUGACAUUUGACUCUGGGGGAGCUCUUUCAGGUCUACUUCCUUCCUUCUCAUGGAAUCUUGAGUGAGUGCCGCCGUGGUCCCCAGAGGCUCUCUGGGGUCCAGUCUCCUCAUGGUAUCAAUGAAGAACCUGAGGCCUAGAAAAGAAAAAAAAAAAAAAAAAAAAUCCUUGCCUGCAGUUCUCCGGCAAGUGCCGGCUGAGCCCUCUGCUUUCUGCCUAGCACGACACGAAGUCUGCCCUGGCAUUAGCCAGGCAGAGGAGCAGGUUGGGGAGCGGCCGUGGGAGGAGGGAGGAGAGGAGGGCGCUCCCCGCCCAGACGUGCAGGCAGCCAGCAGGGGCUGCUGAGGGGCGGCUGCCUUUGUGCUUGCUCCUCCACGCUGUAUGGCAUCACCAGCGAGGGCAUGGGGGCUCACCUGCCGGCGGCAGCGGGACACGGGACCAGAUGGGCCACCCAGGUCCUUCCAGAUCAGAGCUCUAGGCAUCUCUGGGCUUCUCUUUAACCCAGCGGCCUAGGUGCCUCGGGGACUGCGAAGCUGAGCUGAGCCAGGAUGCUGCUAGAGCCUCUGCAAAGGGUCUGGUUUCUGGAGACUUGGAGUUGGCUGUGAAAAAGCCCUUGGGGGUUUUCCCCUCCCAGGCAGGGACGCUCUUGGCUCCUGUGAAGAAGGGGCUCAGGGGCCUGGGCAGGGCCAGCUGCGCUGCAGCUAUGGACCGUGAGCUGGCCUGGCCCGCGUCCUUGCUGACCCUGCCUGUCUGCGGCCAUGCCCACCAUGGGCUUCUGGGUGUACAUCACGGUGGAGCUGGCCAUCGCCGUGCUGGCCAUUCUGGGCAACGUGCUGGUGUGCUGGGCCGUGUGGCUGAACAGCAACCUGCAGAACGUCACCAACUACUUUGUGGUGUCCCUGGCGGCCGCCGACAUUGCUGUGGGAGUCCUCGCCAUCCCCUUCGCCAUCACCAUCAGCACGGGGUUCUGCGCUGCCUGCCACAGCUGCCUCUUCUUCGCCUGCUUUGUCCUGGUCCUCACGCAGAGCUCCAUCUUCAGCCUCCUGGCCAUCGCCAUUGACCGCUACAUCGCCAUCCGCAUCCCACUCCGGUACAAUGGCUUGGUGACUGGCACAAGGGCCAAGGGCAUCAUUGCGGUCUGCUGGGUGCUGUCGUUCGCCAUUGGCUUGACUCCCAUGCUGGGCUGGAACAACUGUGGUCAGCCAAAGGCGGGCCAGAACCAGUCAGAGGUCUGCGGGGAGGGCCAGGUGACCUGUCUCUUCGAGGACGUGGUACCCAUGAACUACAUGGUGUACUACAACUUCUUUGCCUGUGUCCUGGUGCCCCUGCUGCUCAUGCUGGGCGUGUACCUGCGGAUCUUCUUGGCAGCCCGGCGGCAGCUGAAGCAGAUGGAGAGCCAGCCUCUGCCGGGGGAGCGGGCUCGGUCCACGUUGCAGAAGGAGGUCCACGCGGCCAAGUCGCUGGCCAUCAUUGUGGGGCUCUUCGCCCUCUGCUGGCUGCCUCUGCACAUCAUCAACUGCUUCACCUUCUUCUGCCCCGAGUGCAGCCAUGCCCCGCCCGAGCUCAUGUACCUGACCAUCAUCCUCUCCCACACCAACUCUGUCGUCAACCCCUUCAUCUACGCCUACCGCAUCCGGGAGUUCCGCCAGACCUUCCGCAAGAUCAUUCGCAGCCACAUCCUCAGGCGGCGGGAGCCCUUCAAGGCGGGUGGCCCCAGUGCCCGGACCUUGGCAGCCCAUGGCGGUGACGGAGAGCAGAUCAGCCUCCGCCUCAACGGCCAUCCUCCCGGGGUGUGGGCCAAUGGCAGCGCCCCCCAGCCUGAGCGGCGGCCCAACGGCUACACCCUGGGGCUGGUGAGUGGAGGGAGUGCCCAUGAGGCCCAUGGGGACAUGGGGCUCCCCGAUGUGGAGCUCCUCAGCCACGAGCUCAAGGGAGCAUGCCCAGAGUCCCCCGGCCUUGAGGGUCCCCUGGCCCAGGAUGGAGCAGGCGUGUCCUGACGAUCCACUGAGUUUGCCCCUUCCUACAGAAGGGAGAUCUUUCUCUUUGGUGGAUGGAACCAGUCACGUUGGGAGAAGAGUGGGCCUGGAGACCCUUUUCAUGGCCAGCUCCCACUUUGGACUGAGAGGCGAGAGCCCUGGCUGGAGCAGCAUGAGGCCCAGCAGGAAGGGCCUGGAGUCCGAGGGAGUGGACGUUUCUUGGUGGGAGGCCCUGCUUCAAGUCAGGGCCACAGCACCAGACCAUCUUGGCUGGGCAGGGCCUGGUACCCCACUCUGGAAGCAUCUAGAAGCACCACCCCGACUUGGCAGAAGAUCUGUGGCAGAGCAGGCUGGCUGGCCCUGAGGCUGGGGCAAGGGGGUGGGGGAGUAUGGCUCCAACAGGCCUCCGACCACACAAACAGACCACCCUCCCCAGGCUUCCCAAGGGUUCAGGUGCUGCUGUGCCCAGAGGUGGCGUUUUUCUUUUGUUGUUUUUCCAAGAGAAAAUGUUAAGUGUGAAGAAUACCUUUUUUUUUUUUUUUUUUUUAAAUUAUCUUCCUUUCCUGGUUGCUGGGUCUGAUGUCAGUCCUGCUGCUAGCUGUCUCCAGCAGUGGCCCAGGGAGUCCCAGGCAGCCCUCUCUGGUUACCAUGAGCUGCCGUGCACUUCUUACACACUCCGUCCCAGCGGCAUCUUCUGGGGCCACCAAGCUGGGCUCGAGGACAGGAGGUGUCAUGGAAUGCUGCCGGACUGUGGGCUCCGGGGAGGAGGUUGGGACGGGCCCACUGCACAGGGUGUCUGGGUAGCUCAGAGCUGCCCAGCCAGAGGCCCUGUCCAGCGGCCUUUCUGUCUGAAGGGAAUGUUUUCUUUUUUUCUGAGAUAAAAUAAAAAUGAGCCAUUUGUGUUUUAAA
Messenger RNA from Mustela erminea (ermine), 7565 nucleotides. RefSeq names its product adenosine A2a receptor (gene ADORA2A). Gene Ontology annotation, cellular component: membrane. The transcript has 3 exons. The record is from RefSeq and is a predicted model, not a curated record. The coding region runs from base 5439 to 6677 and encodes 412 amino acids. Lineage: Eukaryota; Metazoa; Chordata; Mammalia; Carnivora; Mustelidae. Gene Ontology annotation, molecular function: G protein-coupled adenosine receptor activity. Gene Ontology annotation, biological process: adenylate cyclase-activating G protein-coupled receptor signaling pathway; G protein-coupled adenosine receptor signaling pathway.